UUCAUGACACUCCAAAUCUCCCAGUGAAGAAUGAAUGAUAUGGAGGAGGGGGAUUGUCAAAUUGAAUCAAAAAACAGUUUCUUGUUAUGAUUAAUCCCUCCUGGAUAAUUUUCGCAACGUUUGGCGUGACAAGCAGCACAGUGGAGGAAUAGUAUGAGAUGGGAAUGAGGUAUUUCUUAUUCAACUAGCAAGCUAGCUGACUUUAGCUAUAGGCUCACAUAGCCAGCAGCAUCAGUACUGUAGUUCAUAAUAGACUAACAAAACAAAGGAAAAUGUACUUUCUCUACACAAUUAUCGCGUCUUUAGCCGUUUUCUUCAUUUUGAAAUGGUUGAAAAAGAGGAGAUAUUGCACCGACCUAAGAAGACUUGAUGGCAAAACAAUUCUCAUUACAGGUGGGAAUUCUGGCAUUGGCAAGGAGACAGCCAUUGCCUUGGCCAUGAGAGGUGCUCGGGUCAUCAUCGCCUGCAGAGACCCGGACAAGGCUGAGAAGGCUGUGAGGGAGAUCAAGUUGAAGAGUCACAGCCUUAACGUCCUCCACAUGGAGCUGGAUCUGGCCAACCUGAGCUCUGUGAGGGAGUUCUGUAAGAGCUUCCUGCAGAGAGAGAAGAAGCUUGACAUCCUGGUCAAUAAUGCAGGCAUGCCCGGUGUCCUCGAGUGGACAGACAACAACUUCAGCAUGUGUUUUGGCGUCAACCACUUGGGUCACUUCCUGCUAACCAACCUGCUUCUGCCUCGCCUGAAGGAAUGUGCCCCCAGCCGGGUGAUCACCCUCACAUGCUCCAGCUACAAAUACCAGAAACUGGACUUCCAGGACCUCAACUACAACCAGCUGCCCUUCUUCACCUACUGCCGCAGCAAGCUGGCUAACAUCUACUUCAGUCAGGAAGUGGCCCGCAUCACUGAAGGGAAAGGAGUGACCUCCUAUGCUGUGCACCCCGGUUUCGUCCAAAGUGGCUGGACGUGCCACUACUCCAUCCUGUUCCGGAUGCUGGUGCAGGUGAUCAUGUGGAUGUUUUUUGUGCCGUGUGAGAUCGGAGCUCAGACUGUCAUCUACUGUGCUGUGUCAGAUGAAGCAGCCAAACACAGCGGGGGUUACUUCAUCGACUGCAGACCAGCUACUCUGCGUCCUUUCGCAAGAGACGCUGCUGUGGCAAAGAAACUUUGGGAGGCCAGUGAGAGACUGGUGAACCUGGCCUGAUGGGAAGCUGG
Notothenia coriiceps (black rockcod) is the source of this 1210-nucleotide messenger RNA. Its product is annotated as retinol dehydrogenase 14. The coding region runs from base 273 to 1199 and encodes 308 amino acids. The transcript is spliced from 4 exons. NCBI's taxonomy places the organism in Eukaryota, Metazoa, Chordata, Actinopteri, Perciformes, Nototheniidae. The record is from RefSeq and is a predicted model, not a curated record.